Molecule: messenger RNA, 3675 nt
Organism: Ustilaginoidea virens
Lineage: Eukaryota; Fungi; Ascomycota; Sordariomycetes; Hypocreales; Clavicipitaceae
Exons: 3
Coding region: 1-3675 (1224 amino acids)
Biological process (GO): vesicle transport along actin filament; actin filament organization; endocytosis
Cellular component (GO): vesicle; cytoplasm; plasma membrane
Molecular function (GO): microfilament motor activity; ATP binding; actin filament binding
Source: RefSeq, a predicted model, not a curated record
AUGGGAAUAUCACGGCGUCCCAGGGAUAAAGCUUCCCGUAAUGUGCAGGCCGGCGGUUCGACUGCCCAAGGGUCUGGCGGCAACAGACCCAAGAAGGCAACUUUUGAGGCGACAAAGAAAAGAGAGAUUGGGGUUUCAGACUUGACAUUGCUGAGCAAGGUCUCCAACGAAGCCAUCAAUGAUAAUUUAAGGAAGCGAUUUGAAGGCGGCUCGAUUUACACCUACAUUGGCCAUGUUUUGGUCUCUGUCAAUCCAUUCCGUGACCUUGGUAUCUACACCGACCAGGUUCUCGACAGCUACAAGGGCAAAAACCGCCUGGAGAUGCCGCCCCACGUUUUUGCCAUUGCGGAGUCUGCCUAUUAUAACAUGAAAGCCUACCAUGACAACCAGUGCGUCAUCAUUUCAGGCGAAUCCGGCGCGGGCAAAACAGAAGCAGCUAAGCGUAUCAUGCAGUACAUCGCAAGCGUUUCGGGCGAGCAGUCUGGUGAUAUCAAGAAGAUUAAGGAAAUGGUUUUGGCAACGAAUCCACUGCUAGAGUCCUUCGGAAACGCAAAGACUCUGCGAAAUAAUAAUUCGUCUAGAUUUGGCAAAUACCUUCAGAUUCACUUCAAUUCUAGUGCUGAGCCAGUGGGAGCGGACAUUACGAACUAUCUCCUUGAAAAGUCCCGGGUCGUUGGACAAAUAACGAGCGAACGAAACUUUCACAUAUUCUACCAGUUCACAAAAGGAGCUUCACGGCAUUACCAAGAGCUUUUCGGAAUUCAAAAACCGGAAACCUAUGUCUACACUAGCCAGUCCAAAUGUUUUGACGUAGACGGUAUUGACGAUGUCGCCGAUUUCCAGGAUACCCUCAACGCCAUGAAGAUUAUUGGACUCGGUCAGUCCGAACAGGAUGAGAUAUUCCGCAUGCUGGCGGCGAUUCUGUGGAUAGGAAAUGUUCAAUUUCGCGAAGACGAUAAUGGCUACGCGGCUGUAGCCGACCAGUCUGUGGUCGAUUUUGUCGCGUAUCUCUUGGAAGUGACACCAGAUCAAAUAAUUCAUGCCAUCACCAUUCGAAUUCUGACACCGCGCAAUGGCGAAGUCAUCGAGUCGCCUGCCAACCCCUCCCAGGCCAUAGCCACCCGAGACGCACUGGCCAAGGCAAUAUAUAGCAAUUUGUUCGACUGGAUUGUGGAGAGAAUCAACAAGUCUCUCAAAUCGCGGCAGACUUCAGCAAAUACAGUUGGAAUUUUGGAUAUUUACGGUUUCGAGAUUUUUGAAAAGAACAGCUUCGAGCAGCUCUGUAUUAACUACGUGAACGAAAAGUUGCAACAAAUCUUCAUCCAGCUUACCCUGAAGACGGAGCAGGAAGAGUAUGCCCGGGAAAAGAUUCAGUGGACUCCUAUCAAAUAUUUCGAUAACAAGGUGGUGUGUGACCUCAUCGAACAGAUUCGGCCGCCGGGUGUUUUCUCAGCCAUGAAGGAUGCAACCAAGACGGCCCAUGCUGACCCUGCAGCGUGCGAUCGCACAUUCAUGCAGAGCAUAAACGGCAUGUCCCAUGCUCAUCUGACGCCACGUCAAGGGAGCUUCAUAGUGAAGCACUAUGCAGGAGAUGUCUCUUACACAGUUGACGGAAUUACGGAUAAAAAUAAAGAUCAACUGCUUAAGGGACUUCUGAACUUGUUCCAACAUAGUGGAAAUCAUUUUGUCCAUACCCUGUUCCCCCAGCAAGUUGACCAGGACAACAGAAAGCAGCCGCCAUCAGCAGGAGACAGAAUCCGAACCUCAGCCAACGCAUUAGUUGACACCCUAAUGAAGUGCCAGCCGUCCUAUAUUCGAACGAUCAAACCCAACGAGAAGAAGUCUCCAACGGAGUACAAUAGCCCCAAUGUUCUUCACCAGAUUAAAUAUCUCGGUUUGCAGGAGAACGUUCGAAUUCGACGAGCUGGGUUUGCGUAUCGUCAAUCCUUCGACAAGUUUGUCGAGCGGUUUUUCCUCCUAUCACCAGCCACGUCAUACGCAGGCGAAUAUACUUGGCAAGGGUCUACGGAGGAUGCAGUGAAACAGAUUUUGAAGGAUACCAGCAUUCCGAAAGAAGAAUGGCAACUAGGAGUCACCAAGGCCUUCAUUAAAGCCCCCGAAACCCUCUUUGCACUGGAGCACAUGCGAGAUCGGUACUGGCACAACAUGGCCACCCGUUUGCAGAGAAUGUGGCGCGCCUAUCUAGCCUACCGUGCCGAAUCUGCUACCCGUAUUCAACGAAUGUGGCGGAAAAAGCGUACGGGAGCGGAGUACCUACAGCUUCGAGACCACGGACAUAAGUUACUACAAGGCAAGAAAGAGCGCAGACGAAUGAGUCUGCUAGGAUCCCGGAGGUUCUUGGGUGACUACCUUGGCAUAAAUGCAACGGCCGGGCCCGGUGCGCAGAUUCGAAGAGCUGUCAAUAUUAGUUCCAAUGAUCGUGUGGUAUUCUCCUGUCGCGGAGAGGCUUUGGAGGCGAAGUUCGGACGCUCCAGCAAACCUAGCCCGCGACUUAUCAUUGUCACAAACAGCAAGUUCUAUGUCAUAGCUCAACUGCUUGCCAACGGUCAGGUACAAAUCGCGACAGAACGAGCCAUUCCACUUGGCGCCAUCAAGUUCGUGGGAACAUCCACUUGCCGGGAUGAUUGGUUUUCGCUUGGAGUUGGGUCUGCUCAAGAAGCCGAUCCGCUGUUGAACUGCGUAUUCAAAACAGAAAUGUUCACGCAGAUGGAGCGGGCUAUGCCUGGCGGUUUUAAUCUCAGGAUUGGAGAUGUAAUCGAGUAUGCGAAGAAACCUAAUAAGCUUCAGCAAGUCAAGGUACUUCAAGACUCUCAACAGUCAGUAGACUACUAUAAGAGUGGCGCGGUUCAUACUCAACGAGGUGAACCACCAAACUCUGUUUCGCGGCCUAUGCCACGAGCUAAACCGGUUCCCCCGCGUCCAAUCACUCGUGGCAAGUUGAUCAGACCUGGCGGGCCUGGCGGCCGGCCCUCCAGACUCAAUGGCAACCGGCCGACGCAGCCCCUACCUGGAGCCGGACCUAGGGUCGUAGAACAACCUCACUCGGUGCUUGCAUCAACUUCUGCGACAGCCGCGAUAUCUGUUGGCACGGCCAACGCACCAAACCUGGGAGCAGCUAGUACACCCAUUUUCAAGAAUAUAAAGAACCCGGCCAUUGUCAGUGGAGGAGCUACCCGAGCGCCGCCGCCGCCGCCUCCUGCUGCCGCCAUCCCAGCUAGACCUAAAGUCACAGCGAAAGUGCUUUACGAUUUCCAGGGUCAAAAAGAGAACGAGCUUUCCAUCAAAGCAGACGACAUAUUGGAGAUCAUUCAAAAAGAGAAUAAUGGUUGGUGGUUGGCGAAGAAUGACCACGGUCAGGCAUGGGUUCCGGCCGCGUAUGUUGAGGAACAAGCGGCGCCGGCACCCAAACGACCUCCAGGUCCGCCUGCGCCCAAAACGAGACCAGCACCUCCUGCGCCUCCUGCGAAGCGUCCCGCAGCGGGACGGAAGCCUGCCGAGUUGGCACAACGGGAUUCUGGUCUCGGUCUGAAUGGCGCAAGCGGCUCAGAAGGUAGCCGGAGCAACACCCCCACUCCGAGUCUUGGAGGAAGCCUAGCUGAUGCCCUCUUGGCACGAAAGAAUGCCAUGCAAAAAGAGAAAGACGAGGAUUGGUGA